AUGUCCACCCCGUACGCGGCCCACCAGCCAUACUCGAAGACCCUCAAGCCAGCGACCCAAUCGCCGUUUGCGUGGCUGGAGCUUGCUGCGCGGUAUUUGCGCCACCGGCCGUACGUACUGCUGCUGCUGCCGCUGCUGUUGUUCUUCCUUCUGCCCCACUACCACAAGAACCCGCGGGUGGUGAUCAUUCUGGCGGCCAACGAAGGCGGUGGUGUGCAGCGAUGGAAAACCCCGCAGGAAUGGUCUGUGGAGCGGUCGUCAAUCGCUAACAAACGAGAAUAUGCCGAGCAACACGGGUACAUCCUCUCCAUUAAAGACACAGCAUUGAAAAGAAGAUACAGCCACGAAUGGCGCGAAGGCUGGGAAAAGGCAGAUAUUCUCAAACAGACCAUGCGCCAGUAUCCAGAAGCCGAGUGGUUCUGGUGGCUAGACCUUCACACGUUCAUCAUGGAGCCGCAGAUCUCUCUCGAGGAAUACUUAUUCAAAAAUCUGGAAAACCGCACCUACAGAGACCUGUCGUACCACAACCCGCUGCACAUUCCCGUGGACUCACCAUACGUGGACGUCGAGCAUGCUCCUGUGGACUUGGUGCUGGCCCAGGACUGCGGAGGGUUCAACUUAGGAAGCUUUCUGGUGAGACGGUCUGAAUGGACAGAGCUUUUGCUGGACAUCUGGUGGGACCCGGUAUUCUACGAGCAGAUGCACAUGACGUGGGAGCACAAGGAACAGGACUGUCUCGAGACACUGUAUAGAACACAGCCGUGGAUCAGGGAGCGCGUUGGCUUUGUGCCCCUGCGAGCUAUCAAUAGCUUUCCGCCAGGAGCCUGUGCGGAACAGAGAGACGAUCCGCAGUAUUUUUACAACGAGAAGGACCGCGACUUUUUGGUCAACAUGGCAGGUUGCAACUUCGGUGACCGCUCGUGCUGGAACGAGUAUGAGCACUAUAGGAACCUGCAGAAACAGCUCAGGAAGAGCCGGCGGUGGUCAUGGUUACCCGGCUUUUGA
Ogataea polymorpha is the source of this 1005-nucleotide messenger RNA. RefSeq lists its product as uncharacterized. The transcript has a single exon. The coding region runs from base 1 to 1005 and encodes 334 amino acids. Gene Ontology annotation, molecular function: glycosyltransferase activity. Lineage: Eukaryota; Fungi; Ascomycota; Pichiomycetes; Pichiales; Pichiaceae. Gene Ontology annotation, biological process: protein N-linked glycosylation. The record is from RefSeq and is a predicted model, not a curated record. Gene Ontology annotation, cellular component: Golgi membrane.